Messenger RNA from Paramecium pentaurelia, 1531 nucleotides. NCBI's taxonomy places the organism in Eukaryota, Ciliophora, Oligohymenophorea, Peniculida, Parameciidae. The record is from the annotation of a GenBank genome assembly.
AUGGAUCUCUCUUAAUACAAUCUAGUAAAAUGAUAAUGAAUAUUUAUAGGUUGAUGAAAAUUCAGAUUAUAUUAUUCUUCAACAUAAUUCAAACAGCUUAUUAUAUGUUUAUAAAGAAUAUGAAAUACCAAAAUUUAUUGGGAAAAAACAAAUACUUCCUAACUCAUAAUUAAUAGAGAUUUUAGAAAACAGAAGAUAAUUGGAUUCUUCAAAUUUAAUAUAACUUACUGAUUAUGUCAUAACAUCGAGAUUAUGCUUAUUAUAUGAAUAAUAUAUCAAAAAUUUUGAAGAAGAAUUAUCAAAGCGUAGAAAUACAAAUUAAUAUUGGUCUGAAGAAGAACUUUAUAAUACAUUUUAAGCAUGUCUUUCAUCUAUGAAAUCAUUUCAUGAUGUAAAAUAUAAUUUUUAGAAUAGUUUGGAUUAUCUCAUACUUGUAUAAGUCCAAAUUCAAUAGUUUUUAGUUAGGAUUCUCAAGUAAUAUUAGCUGAUCAUUUUGUUGUAACACAAUAAUUCAAAAGAAACUAUUCUCAUAUUCCAAAUAAUGAGGAAUAUGGUUAUUGGUCACCUGAAAUAAUUAAUGAAUUUUAAGGAUGGAAUUAGAAAUAUGAAACAAUUGAAGCAGAUAUUUGGGCAUUAGGAAUUGUAUUUUUAGAAGCUAUGACUUUAAAAUCUGGUUACGAUUUUUAUUUUAUAGAUGAUAAAAAUAAAUUAUAUAUUGACUAUCAAUUAAUCUAAGAUAAUUUUGAGGUAGUCAAAGAAUUUUAUUCUUAAGAAUUAAUCACUUUAGUGUAAAUCAUGUUAACUAUAGAUCCAUAAUAAAGGACUUGGGAAAACAUAAUUGAAUAAAAUAUAAGAAUAUAAGAUAUGUAAUAAUAGUAGAUGCAUCCUCAAAUACAACCAAUACCUGAGGAAAGUGAGGAAGAGAGUAUAGUUUAAGAGAAUAUAGGUUGUGAUAAAAAUAAAUUAUUAAAUAUGUUGGAGAGUUGUUUAAUUAAAUCUAAAUAAUUAAUUAAAGAGAAUGAAUCCAGAAAAUCUAAAAGAAAUAGUUAAGAGAAGAUAAUUAGUAGUUAAUCUACUCCUCCAAAAGAAAAGGAGGAUGUUCAUUCAAGUUUAUUAAUGUUAUUAAAAGGAAAAUAUUCAAGGAAAAAUUCUAUUGAUUCUAGUGGAUCAAUACUUAAGGAUAUUCCUUAGAAUAAAUAAAAGUAAAGACGAAAAUCUUGUUAAGAUAUUUUUGAAAAAAUAGUUUUACAUAAUCCAAUUGUAUAGAAUGAAAAUAUUAUGGAUCCUAAUGAUUUAUCUAAUUUGAUGAAAAUCUAUAAGACAUAUAGAGGUGAAGGAAAAAAUAAAAUGAUGCAUGGUAAAGGACAUUUAGUAUUUUAAAAUGGUGCUGUUUUAUAAGGGUAAAUAUAAUUUGAUUUAAUUUAAUAGAUGUUUUAAAGAUGGGAAAAUAAAUGGAUAUGGAAUAUUACUUAUAAAUGGCUAAUUAAUGGUUGGACAUUGGGAGAAUAAUAUUUUAAUUUAAAUUAUGUGA